This is a messenger RNA of Dioscorea cayenensis subsp. rotundata (Guinea yam), 1347 nucleotides long. RefSeq names its product protein DMR6-LIKE OXYGENASE 2-like. Lineage: Eukaryota; Viridiplantae; Streptophyta; Magnoliopsida; Dioscoreales; Dioscoreaceae. The transcript is spliced from 4 exons. The coding region runs from base 2 to 1075 and encodes 357 amino acids. The record is from RefSeq and is a predicted model, not a curated record.
CAUGAGCAAUAAAUUAGAUUGCAUGGGCAUGUGUGGUGAGUUUAGUAACAUGGUUCUUUUGAGUGAUAUGGUGAGCAGGGAGAGGAGUAGAUGCAUACCUUCAAGUUAUGUGUGGCCUAAGAAUGAGAGGCCUAACUUGUUAGAAAUGGAGAGCUCUGAUGUAUCAAUCCCACUCAUUGAUCUUCAUGAAAUGGAUGACCAUCAACAUUCACUUGUUGUCAAGGCUAUAGGUGAAGCUUGCAAGAGUGACGGCUUCUUUAUGGUGAAGAACCAUGGGAUACCUGAGACAGUGCUGAGUGAGAUGUUAAGAAUCAGCAAAGAGUACUUCAAAUUGCCAGAGUGUGAGAGAAUGAAAGCAUACUCUGAUGAUCCAAAAAAAAACAUGAGGCUCUCCACAAGCUGCAAUGUCAAAACUGAGAAAGUUGCCAGUUGGAGAGACUACUUAAGACUCCAUUGUUAUCCUCUUGAAGACUUCAUUCAUCAAUGGCCUUCUAACCCUCAUUCCUUUCAGGAAAUAGUUGGAGAGUACUGUAAGAGAGUGAGGGAGUUGGCAUUGAAACUACUUGAGGCCAUUUCAGAGAGUUUAGGAAGGGAGAAGAAGUACAUGGAGAAAGCAUUAGGGAAACAAGGACAACACAUGGCCAUUAACUAUUAUCCUCCAUGUCCGCAACCAGACUUGACCUUUGGAUUGCCAGGACAUAAUGAUCCAAAUGCCAUCACUAUUUUGCUGCAAGACACUAUUCCUGGUUUGCAAGUUCUUAGGAAUGGCAAAUGGCUAGCUGUUAACCCUUUACCAAACACUUUGAUCAUUAAUAUUGGGAAUCAGAUUGAGGUGUUGAGCAAUGGGAGGUACAAGAGUGUGUUACAUAGGGCCAUUGUAAACAAAGACAAUGAGAGGAUCUCAGUAGCCACAUUUUACUGUCCGUCUUAUGAUGCUGUUAUAGAACCAGCGAGGGAGCUUGUGGAUGAAGAACAUCCAAGAAUCACAAAGACCUUCACUUAUGGAGAAUAUUAUGAUCAAUUUUGGACUCUUGACUUGAAGUCUGAGUCAUGCUUGGAUUGUUUUAAAGUUUAGAUCCAAUAUAUAUAUAUAUAUAUAUAUCCAUGUGUGUGAUCCAAUCAAUCUUUUAUCAUUCAACUCAAACUCCUCUCUCUGCCAUCCGCUGUGUUUUUUUUUUGUUGUCAUGUUAAUUUAGUAGAAGAAAAAUAAGUGCAAUGUUGGAGACUUUUUAGACUUUUAUGUAUUUUAAUUUUUCAAAGUUUAAAGUGUUAUAUUUUGCAUUUAGGGGGUAUUUGGUUGUAGGUAAGCGAAAUUACAUAUAAGUGAAAAUGUUGUAUUUCAAUUUA